UCAAAUCAAAUUUACCGAAUAGUCCGAAAAUGCUGAGUUCUCAAGCAGCUGUAUUUCUGGACAUUUUUUUGAUAAGACAAUGGGUUUUGGCUAUAAACCAUGUUUAGUGAAUAGAAUAAAACCGUUAACCAAAACCCAAGUGCGGUGACCGGGUUGACUGUUAUGAAAACCUGUGUUAUUUAGGGCGGAGUCUUACGCUGAUGUGUGGAUCCUGGAGUUGGUGUGUUGUGAGAUUCGUUAGAUCCUAAACUCUUUUAUGGCCUGCUGCUGAUUUGAUCUACCAAACGGUCUAAAUUUCCAAGGAUGUCGGGGUCUGCGGCAAGCACGUCCGCGCUCGGCGGGCUCGGGGGCUCGCUCGAGGAGAAGGACGGUGAUCUCCUCUGUCCGGUCUGCUUCGAGCUCAUAGAGGAGGCCUACGUCACCCGCUGCGGCCACUCGUUCUGCUACGCGUGCAUCGCCAAGUCCGUGGAGCUCCAUCGAAGAUGUCCCAAGUGCGGGGCAGCCUUAGCUUCCAGAGAACACAUAUUCCCGAACUUUCUGCUAAAUGAGCUAGUGGCGAAGAAGCGCUUGGCCAGGCCGAGGCCCAGCACACCCGGGUCUAGCGUCGGUCAGCCCUCGGGCGACGCUGAGCGCCUCCGCGCGCUCGUCGCGUCCUCGUCCCGCCACCUCGCCAUGCCGGACGUGGAGCGCAUGCUGGACGUGCUGCAGCGCAGGAAGCGGCUGCUGGAAGCGGAGUCCGCCGCCGCCCACCACCGACUGCUGUACGAGUUCCUCAAACAGCUGCACCGGCACAGAUCUCACCAGCUGGAGCAGUUGGCACGCGAAGCGCAACUGGUGAGGAAGGACAUGGAACACGUGUGCGAGGUGCUCCGCGACCUGCGCUCCGGUGCAGCGUCACUGGCUAAGUUGCCGGCAGUCGCGUCUGAUGAAGAAGAAGCGGCGCUGAGGUGCGAACUCCAGACUUUGGCGGGAAACGUGGGCGACAGCGCUGGCCAACUGAACGAAAGCCCAGGCAGUCCCACAGGUGGGCCGGGAAUCGAGGAGGAAAGUUUCGCGUCCAGCGUCGGUGGAACUGACGCGUUGGCGUCAAGAUGGCGGCGACUGACGCAGCAUUUUGACGACUUCGUGCAGUGCUACUUCGCGCACCGCGCGGACGAGCUGUACUUCCCGGGGGCGGAGUCCCCCGCGGCGCCCGCGUCGCCCCCCGGCGCCCGCGCCCCCGCAGCCCCCGCCCCCGCCCCCGCCGGCGUCUGCGACGACCACGUGCCGCAGGCGCCGGCGCUGGCGCCGCACGCGCCCGGCGACCAGACGGCGCCCGACACACACAUCGGAUCCACAUCGAACAUGUCCAUGGGUCCAGCCCUGGAGGACACAAGCCGCGCGGCGAGCGCGGCGGGCGGCGGCGGGGGGCUGCGGGGCCUCGACGCCUUCCGCGAGGACCUCGUCGCCUUCACGCGGUACCGCGCGCUGCGGCCCCUCGCCACCCUCUCGUACUGCAGCGACGCGAUCAACUACUCCACCAUUGUGUCAACCAUAGAGUUCGACAAAGAUGAAGAGUUUUUCGCCAUAGCCGGCGUGACGAAAAGAAUUAAAGUGUUCGAAUUUGAGGCGGUGGUGCGCGAUGCGGUCGACGUUCAUUACCCGUGUGCGGAAAUGCAGUGUUCGCAUAAAAUUUCUUGUGUCUCGUGGAACGCUUACCACAAAAAUGUGAUCGCUUCGUCGGAUUACGAGGGGACGGUAUCCGUUUGGGACGCUGGGACCGGACAGCGAACAAGGGCGUUGCAAGAACACGAUAAGCGGUGCUGGAGUGUGCAUUUUAAUCGUGCAGAUGUGAGAUUACUGGCCUCCGGGUCGGACGAUGCGAGGGUGAAGCUGUGGGCUCUGAACGCAGAGCGGUCCGUGGCAACGUUAGAAGCUAAAUUCAACGUGUGCUGUGUCCGGUUCAAUCCGCGAUCGUCCUGCCAUCUGGCGUUCGGAUCGGCCGACCACUGCGUUCAUUACUACGAUCUACGUGCACCGAGGACUCCAUUGGCCGUGUUCAGAGAUCAUCGGAAAGCGGUGUCUUACGUGAAAUUCCUCGAUGCUAAAACCUUAGUGUCCGCAUCGACGGACUCCCAGCUAAAAUUGUGGAGAGUGGAGUCCCCUAGAUGCGUAAGAUCUUUCACUGGACAUGCCAACGAGAAGAACUUUGUCGGUUUAGCUACGGACGGAAAAUAUGUUGCUUGUGGAUCGGAGAAUAAUGCCUUAUAUGUGUACUAUUCCGGUUUAUCUCGACCGCUAUUGGCGUAUAGAUUUGAUGCAGUGAGAGGGUUCCUGGAAAGGGAGAGGCGGGACGAGGAGCCCUCGGAGUUCGUGUCGGCCGUGUGCUGGCGACGGGCCGCGGAUUCGCGUGUGCUUCUAGCCGCCAACAGCCAAGGAACUAUCAAAGUGUUAGAAUUGGUUUAAUUUGAAAUGAAACGUCAGUAACAUGGACAAAUUUCCGCGGAGAAGACGUGCCAAUGUGUUAUCUAUCUCUCUCUUAUCUAAGAGUGUGUGUUGUAAUUUUCUUCCAUUGCCAUAGUGUACGCAGUUCAAUUUCCUAUAUUUCUCUUCCACUACAGACUAAUGCAUCUCCGCACCGACGCUCCCCGGCCUUAGAAUCUGGGGUCUACCAUGAGACACAAAGCACGUAGCACGUCAUUGCGUCCACACAUACUUUUUUACACGAUGCGUACACGAUAUGGGAUAAAGAGACAGUUUGUGGACGUUACUAGGUACUACGUAUUUGAAUGUUUUGUGGUAGGCCUUCAAAAGGCGAGCUCCUGGUCGUAUCGCUUUAGUCUCUUUACAUAACUGAUGUUGGAUGUCGUCUUCUUGGAUUCUCGGAGUGUAAAUAUGUACCUAUAGAGUAUGUGAAGCGGCGGCGGUGUAAUGGUUAAGACGCCAGCCUGUGGAUCGAAAGGUCCCAGGUCGAAUCCUACUCGUGCCACACGAGUUUGUAUACCAAUUUGACUGAAGGCAAAGGCAAACCACUCCAUUAAUAAUGCCAAGAAAGUUGUUGUGUGUGUUUUAUUCCACAUAACCACGACCCUCAGCCAUGAGGAAUACGACUAUGAACAAGAAGAGUACGUAAUACCACAUUUAUAGGUAUAUAUAUAAGUUACCUCGGCAUUGUUCGACGGCGCAGUAUAGCACAACCGACCGCCGACUCUGGCCGAAUGAAACCAUUAGUGAAAUAACGAACUUAUUGCUACUACAUAAGAUUCUAAAUCCAAAAACAACAGGAGUCGUGCUAUCUCGCUCAUAACAAUUGUACGAUCGCGUCGGGGCGUGGCGCGUACGCACGCAUUAGCCAAUAGCGAACGGUUUUGUUCGCGCGUCCAAAUGGCGCGCUAUGAUUGGCGCAGAUAUUUUCGCGCCGUGCAAAAAAUUUAUUUCUGCGCAGGUACAUCACACAAAAGGUCAAAAUGUUUUGUGAACAUGACAUAUCCGAAUUCCGGAUGUCAAUCCGAUUUCUGCGACACGAUGUUUCGCGUGUCGCGAUUAGACAUCACUAUGAAGAAAGGCUCAUAUACUAGCACUCUGUUGUCCAAACAUAAGUUGAACCAAAAUGGCGACCGCCAGCGCCAGGUUUAAUCCAUAUAUAUAAAUCUCUUCCGUUACUGAGUGACUGACUGACAGACAACGCACAGCGGAAACUACUGGGCGUAGAAAGCUGAAAUUUGGUGUGUAUGUUCCUAGGACAGUGUAGGGUAGCACUAAGACAGGAUUUCCUGAAAUUUAUGUGCAGAAAAUUAUACAUUUUUAUAUUCUAACUCCAAACAUAAGUUGAAUCAAAAUGGCGACCAUAUAAAACUCUCGCGUUACUUGAGUGACUGUCUGACUGACUGACGGACAACGCACAACGGAAACUACUGGGCGUAGAAAGCUGAAAUUUGGUGUUUAGGUUCCUAGGACAGUGUAGGAGAGGAGCAUUCAGAAGGGAUUUCCUUAAAUUUGUGUGCCGAGGAUUGCACAUAUUUAUAUUCUAAGUUACACCCAGUCCAUUGUGUGUUUCUUCAUUGGUCACAAACCAGGAUAUGAUAUGUAGAUGUUUCUUGAUAUUAAAUUUGUAAUCUUUGUAUGUUGACAAUGCUCAAAUCACCUGUUAUGGCAGUUCGUAGGUCCAUAAGGUCUCUGAAUCACUAAUAAUCUUAAACACCCUAUAAUUUAAUAAUGGAGCCAUUUCAACAAUUGAUUCAGCAUAUAGAUAGUUCGGUGAGAAAAAAUUACUCACGGUGUGCAGUAAGCGGUCUUGAUUGCGUGAAUUAAAAGGUCCAAAAAUCACAGCAACAUUUAUAAUAGUUUAUUAAGACACGAUAAGGCACAUUUGCACAGCACGAAAGCUUAUAGAAGGACAAGAUGAAAGAUGAAUGAAGUUGAAAAGUGAAAAUAACAUUCCACAGGCGCCAUUUUGAAUGUCAAACUAAUUAAAUAAACACCUAGAUUGUAAGAUUAUUUAAAUUUAUUCAAUGUCCUAAAGCUAUAGGUAAGAGUGGAGCCAGUAUUCACAAAAUCUUUUUGAUUCGAAGUACAUAUGUUCUUAUCACUUUCAUAUGUAGCGUACAUACGACCUCUCUUUCUUGCAUACGGUGACUCCUUCUUCAUCUACGCUUUGGAAUAUGGCAGUAGACUUAUCCUAUUAUUCUAUUAUCCGGUUAUUGCUAACACUAGUGUCAGAUUUUAUUCAAGUCGCCUAAAGACAUCUGACAUGACUUACAACUACUUACCGACAUCUAGUGGCAGAUAGUCGCGUACGCACUAGUGAACUAAACUGUCCACCAGUGUGCAGGUUUCCUCGCGAUGUUCUCCUUCACCGGAAGCAAGUGGUGGUCGAUGAAAACUUACUAUACACGAGUCAGAUUUGUGUACAAACUCGUGUGGCACGAGUAGGAUACGAACUUGAGACCCUUCGAUCCACAGGCGGGCGUCUGCGUCACCUAUUAGCUUAGAUUAUAUUAGCUUAAAGUUUUUUUAUCAAUAACAUGAUUAGUUUUUUUAUUUGUCUGGUGUUCGAACGAUUUUUGGGAAAAAAUAAAUGUUUUUUUUCCUUUUUUAAACAAAUUUUUUGACGUCAUUAAAUGAUGUAUUAUAUCUAAAGUUAAAUUUGGCCACACAUCAUAGCUAAUUUACAUAUACCACGGAUAAGAAAGUGAGGUUGGGCUACCGAUGAAAGAGAUAGAAAUAUAUUCACCUUGCGUCAAACAAAAAGUUAUUACAAACUAGAUAUAGUCUUAAUUUAUAGCUUCAUAUUAAAUCGUUUUUGAGCCCAACACUGCCCGCGCUGUGUCCCCUGUGAUGUGAAAGCUGGCUUUUGUCUAAAACCGCAUUAGAAAUUGUCUAGUUUGGUGUGUAUAAUCUUAUUAUAAAAUGUACUAGUGUUGCCGGAAAGUCGAUAGUUUUUUUUUUAUCGAUAGACAGUUUUUAUUAUUAAGCUGAGGGUUGACAUCAGGCAGAUUGUGAAAUCACAACAGGAUUUUGAAAAUUUUAAAGUUUGUUUUUACACUGACCACUGUCUUCGCGGCUUCACAACCCGGAACGCAACUGCGAAUUUAUUAUUUUUGACUGUCGAUAGUAUAGCUGCAACAAUCUAUAGCGUAUAAAAACGGAGUUAAUCAGACUUUUACAGGAUCUAUAUAAAAUUUUAUUAAUUUUUGAAUCAUAUCGCGGCAUACAUACAAGGUCGUAAAGAGCGAACCUAUCGCUUUAGCUUCCUAAUGAUCGAUAGUGAGUUAUUUGAUGGGAAAAAUUUUACGGCUAAAUAGCUGAAUCGAUUAUGAUGAAAUUUGGUAAGGUUAUGGUUAUAACAAAUAAUGUUAGUCUAUUUUAAAAAUAUAACAAUGAGAACAUUUCUGUAAUCGAGCGGGAAUUGAACCCGCGCCCCUGUCUAUCCGGGACAGUGCUCUAGACCACUGAGCUAUCGAGACCGUGCCAGUUCGGCCGAAUCAAUUCAUCUCUUCACGUCUCACGCCGACGUACAGUAUUUUCAUUAGAGAGUAGCGGAUAAUCUUAACCCGCCGCUGAAAACACAAUAUUUUCUGUUCUGGUGUUAGGUCCUACAUUUGUAGAAACAAUUGUGAGAAUUUUAACUUAAUAAGCGUACAAGAUUGAACAUUUAAAAGUUUCUGCUGAGUUUUUUUUUAUAUCAUUUGGCAAAUAAUUUUACAAUAGUUUAAAACAAAACGUGACAUUUAACCACAAGAAAAGGUAUCUUAUGGAGGGUCCCUAUACAAGUUUUUAAGUUAGACUAUCCGCUAUACAGGGUUACUGGUAUCAAACGCAAAACCUCCUAAAGACUACUCGGGUACAUCAAAACAAGCCACUUUUAUUCUACGACUUUUCGUGAUUAGCAGUUUUUUUUUUUCAUAUAAAAAAAUACAAUCUAAUUUGCGAUUCUACACAUGUUAAUUAUAUGUAAUAGCCGAGCGACACGAGACAGUACAGUAGCGUUAUGUAGCGGAAUCGGACAUAGAGUUAACGUUUUAUAGAAACGACAUUCAAACUAAAAAUAGGGAAUUUUUUGUAUUUAUUACGUUUAGACAAAAGUCGUAGAACAAAAGAUGUUAGUACCUUAUGCGCCUUUGGAAGGUUAUGCGUUAGAUACCAGUAACCCUGUAUAACUGAAAACCACAUCAAGUGUCAAUAAAAACGUUCGUUCUUGUACGCAUUAUGUACAUAUUUACGUUAGAUUGUAGUAUGUGGAAGUCCCCAAAUGUGUAGUCUGUAUUUGUUUGACAACAAUUGAGAAUUUCUCUAUGAUAUCCGGACACACCGGGGCCCUGAGCUGUAGGCUACCUCCGGGGUGGCAUAUCGUGUACGGCCACCAGAUAUGGUGGUUAGCUGCGAAUAUGUUGAACAAGAAGUCGCCGACCACACAGCGGCAGCGUGGUGGGAAACCCGGUCGAACGGGUUCACCUAUAAAAUGCCACAAAUGUAUAAUGAUAACGUUUGCGACGUGGCGACUAAAGACCGCCAUCAAAUAGGUCCUUCCCUAGUGUUGAGCAGUGAAAAUACUAGUACUGGCAGAGAGCCAAAGGCAAAUGAUUCCGGAAAGGUCUUAGCUGGGAUUAUAAACAACGGUGUGGAAGGCAAGUGGAGAAGUCACUACACUAUAUUCUCUAGAAAUUGAGUAUGGAAAUGACAGAAUUAGAUGGAAAAUGCUCCACUGACAAGAACAAAGUUCUUAAAUUAAUUGUCGAACACAGUGGCGCCAGCAUAAUUUUAUUUAACUUAAUUCUCAAAAUAUUCCAAAACGUACAUUUAUAUGGAUACAUCAGAUGAUUAAUUUUAAAACUCAAUUUAAAUGGUUUGUAAGAUGUUUUCAAUCAAUCGUGGUUUUUAAAUUGAAAUUUUAAAAAAAGCAUUUUAGUGUCGUGUGCCCACAGAAUCGUCAAGCCCCGGUCGGAUCGUGGUUGAAAAUGUUUUUUUUUUGUUAGCCUGGGUCUUAGAUAUACAUAACCACAAUACAUAAUCUAUUUGGUGUUUUUUUUUUAAUUUACACUUUUGAUAGGCACUAACGAUUUACGAAACUAUUCACACUGUAAAAUAUAGUUUCAUUGAGUUUGUAUCACAUAACACAAAUCUGUAACUUUCCAUAUAAAUAUAUAUAUGUAUAUACUCAGUUGUUGUCAAAUGAAUAAAACAUUUUAUGGUCGUGGCCUUCUCCUUUGUGCCAAAAUAGCUCAGUCCAGCGUUCCAAUGAGAAAAAAAUAAUCACUCAUGACCAUUGCAAAGUCGCUCCCGGCUGUCUGUCUAUCUCUAUUCCUUUAUUGGUAUUAAUGGUUGUGGCUAUUAUCAUCCAAAAUGUUAUUUGAACCUUCCGAGUGUAAAAUUUUUCAAUUUAUCCCGGUAAUAAAUAAAAUUUGGGAAGAAAUGUGUAUAAAUUGAAAUAUUUCCGGCGGUCGGAUAUAUUUCGGGUAGAAAAGCUCAUCUCCUACUAUAACAUGUAAAAAAUAAUAAAUUUAGAAACAGUACCACAGUACACACGAUUUAGAAGAGCCCCGUCUGGUACAACAGCACACCAACCUACCCAAAUUCCUUGCAAACUCGCCGUUAUUACCGCGCCAUAGCGGUUCAUGCAGGGAAACUUGAUGUGCUGUUGACUGUACCAUAUUUUCUUUCAUAUUUUUUCUUACAUAUUUCGUGGAACCGACGAAAUUGGACUGUAGGUACACAACAGUUCACAAUUUGAGAAGAGUUUGCUGUGAAAUUUUGUGGGAACGCUGGAUUGAGUUUGGGUCUGAGUAAUGUUUCGCUCUUGUGAUAUCUAUGUGUAGUGUCUCGUGUAGAAUGUGUUUUAAUAAAUGUUUCAUUUGCAAUCACUAAGUAAAUAAGUAUAGUUUGAGCUAAAGUAAGUUUUGUCUCGAUCUGUCAAUGUCAAAUGUUUUACAGUGACAAAGCAUACUUUAGCAUAAAAUUUUCUUUAUCUUUUUUUUUAUGAAUAACAGGAAAUUUAUGCAGUCUGUCUAUAUACUGAGUAGAAAACGGUUGUUAAAGAACUUUUUUUUCCCAUUCGACAUUUAUUUUCUAUUUUUUAUUUCGAGACAGACUUCUAGAAAUACCCUAUCGGCUAAAAGCUCGCCGAACUUAGCGGGUUCGAUGUACAUUGCUGGAUUUAUAUUGAUUUUUCUAUUGAUUUAUUGGCGUUCAUGUAUAUAUUAUUAUUAAUAUAGUAUCGUUGAGUUAGUACUAACCACAAAUAUAUGACCAUUACAUUGAAAUGGCCUUAUAUCUGUGGUACUAACUGAAGUAACUUUGGGGCUAGCUCAAUCUGUUAGAUUUGUCCAUAUAUAUUUAUUUGUUGAUACAAUAUAAGUUGAUUCGCGUCCGAAUAAGCUGUUUUCAUUGUUUUACCUCGUGUAUAGAAAUGCGUUAAAAUAUAUAAUACAGAAAUAUACCAUCUUAUUUGUAAGCUAAAACAAUAAAUUAUGUGAGAAUAAUCCUCAGAGAGAUAAUUGUUAAUAAUUAAGUGGUGCAGUAAAGACUUCAUAUCCCCCCU
Plodia interpunctella (Indianmeal moth) is the source of this 9016-nucleotide messenger RNA. Its product is annotated as E3 ubiquitin-protein ligase COP1-like. Gene Ontology annotation, molecular function: protein binding; ubiquitin protein ligase activity. Lineage: Eukaryota; Metazoa; Arthropoda; Insecta; Lepidoptera; Pyralidae. Gene Ontology annotation, biological process: proteasome-mediated ubiquitin-dependent protein catabolic process. The record is from RefSeq and is a predicted model, not a curated record. Bases 304 to 2445 code for a protein of 713 amino acids. The transcript has 9 exons.